This is a messenger RNA of Chrysoperla carnea, 1733 nucleotides long. RefSeq names its product beta-1,3-glucan-binding protein-like. Gene Ontology annotation, molecular function: hydrolase activity, hydrolyzing O-glycosyl compounds; carbohydrate binding. Gene Ontology annotation, biological process: carbohydrate metabolic process. The coding region runs from base 91 to 1575 and encodes 494 amino acids. The record is from RefSeq and is a predicted model, not a curated record. The transcript has 8 exons. NCBI's taxonomy places the organism in Eukaryota, Metazoa, Arthropoda, Insecta, Neuroptera, Chrysopidae.
AAUUAGUUUUGCAUUGUGUUAUUUCUUAAAUGAUAUUCUAAGUGUGUAAAAUUAACUUGUAUGUGCUCAGAGUGAUUUGAAAUAACAACAAUGCUGAAAUUGUUAAUAUUAUUUAGUUUUUGUUUAUUUUUAUCGUUCAUUCCCAAUGGAAUAUGUGCUAGACGUGAUGGACAAUACGAAGUACCUCCAGCACUAAUUGAAAUUUUAAAACCAAAAGGAUUCAGAGUUUCAAUUCCAGAUGAGGAAGGAGUGACAUUAUUUGCAUUUCAUGGAAAUAUUAAUGAAGAGUUUAAUGGCCGAGAAGCUGGACAAUUUGCAAGAGAUAUAACAAAAGCUAAAAAUGGCAGAUGGACCUUUGUUGAUAAACUUACGAAAUUUAAACCUGGUGAUAAAAUUUAUUAUUGGACUUAUGUGAUCUAUGACGAUGGUAAAAAUAAAUUGGGAUAUGCAAAUGAUGAUCAAGAGUAUACCGUAACAGAAAAAGACAUCGGUGAAGCUAUUUCCACAUCAACUAGCACUAGCACUACCACUUUUAAACCUUAUACCGAUAUCAUUGAUAUCAGAGGACCUGAUGAUAAAAUAGAACCUUGUACACCCAGUAAAACAACAGUUCGUAAUCAAAAAGUUUGCGUUGGCUCAUUGAUAUUUGAAGAAACUUUUGAUAAGAAUCUAGAUACACUACGAUGGACGCAAGAAAUUCGUUUUCCAGAUACACCGGAUUAUGAAUUUGUAGUUUAUUUGAAGGAUAAAAAUAUCCUAAAUGUCCGAGAUAGUAACCUGGUAAUUAAACCUAUGCUAUUAUCUACAAAAUAUAAUGAUGAAGGAAUUGUGGAUUCAGAAUUAGACUUAAUGACUGCAUGUACGGGUGUCAAAGGAAGUUCGGAUUGCUAUCGAAGAGCAAAUAGUUUCUUCAUUUUACCACCUGUUGCAUCAGGGCGAAUAAAUACACAACAUAAAUUUAGUUUCAAAUAUGGAACAGUUGAAAUUCGAGCUAAAUUACCAACAGGAAAUUGGAUUUAUCCUCAACUAUUGUUAUCUCCUGAAGAUUCUGCAUAUGGUGAAAAUUAUGAUUCUGGUUCAAUGCGAAUUGCAUUUAUACCUGGAAACCUUCAAAAUCGACGAGAUCUUCAAGGUGGCUUAGUACUUGGUAGUAAUGUAGAUGCACGUACGAAGUUUAUGAAAACUCAUCAUGGUACGAGUUCUUGGCUUGAGGAUUAUCACACAUUUACAUUGGAAUGGUAUCCAGAUUCAAUAAAAUUGAAAGUAGAUGGACAGGAAUAUGCAGACUUAAGACCACCACCACGUGGUUUUUCAGAAUUAGGUGAUUCUUUUAAUGCAGCUUCAAACUUGUGGCAAAGUGGUUCCAUUUUAGCUCCAUUUGAUAAAGAGUUUUAUUUGGAUAUUGGAGUUGGAGUUGGCGGACGUGUAUUCACAGAGGAUUCGGCUAGAAAACCAUGGGAGAAAAAGGAUCCAAAAGGCAUGCUUCGAUUUUGGGAGAAAAAGAAUACAUGGUAUCCUUCAUGGGAUGAUAAUUCACGAUUACAAGUGGAUUAUAUUAAAGUGUGGGCACUUUAAAUUGAAAAAUAAUCAUGAAAAUUAAGUUUCAUUUGUUAAAUUCGUUAAGUUCCAAUUUGUUAAAUUCCAUAAGUUCCAUUGUUUGGGUGUGCGCAUCAAAUAAUGUGGAAAAUAUUUUGUGUUGUAGCAUUAUUGAAUAAUAUAUAACCUAGAGACAA